AAGGCGGAAGCCGUGGCGGGAUGGGGCGGUGCGGGGCCGUCCUGAGCCUGGCCCUGGAGGGGAACAUCGCCGUGGGGAAAUCGACCUUCCUGAAGCUGCUGGGUGCCACCUUCCCGCGGUGGCACCUGGUGACAGAGCCGGUGGCGCAGUGGCGCAAGGUGCCGGCCGGUGGCACUGCCCAGGUGAGGGCGAUCCCAACCACACCCCGGCCGUGCCAGCGCCACCCCGGGACCCCCUCAUGUCCUGCUGCCCCUCCUCAGGCGCCCGUGGGCUCUGCCAACCUGCUGCAGAUGAUGUACCAGGAGCCAGCCCGCUGGUCCUACACCUUCCAGACCUUCUCCUGCAUCAGCCGCCUGAAGGCGAUGCUGGAGCCGCCCGACGAGGGGCCCCCCGAGAGCCCCCCCCCCGUGAGGGUCUUUGAGCGCUCCGUGUUCAGUGACAGGUACGUCUUUGCCAAGAACCUCUUUGAGGCCGGGCACCUGCAGCCCCUGGAAUGGGCCAUUUACCAGGACUGGCACGAUUUCCUGCUGCGGCACCUGGGGCCCCGCGCCGCCCCCCACGGCUUCCUGUACCUGCAGGCCAGGCCCCAGACGUGCCUGGAGCGGCUGCGGCGGCGGGCGCGGCAGGAGGAGGGCGGGAUCCAGCUGAGCUACCUGCAGCAGCUCCACGCCCAGCACGAGCACUGGCUGGUGGACAGGACCACGGAGAUCCACUCUGCGGAGGCGCGGCGCGCGCCCGUCCUGGUGCUGGACGUGGACAAGGACUUCGAGCACGACGUGGCCGUGCAGGGCGUGCUCAUGGCACAGGUGGAGGAUUUUGUGACAUCGCUGAGCGCCGACACUUUGUCCCGCCCCGGCCCUGGUGCAGCCGGGGAAGGGGCAGCGUCUGCCUGAAAUCCCGAUCCCAGGACAAGGGACACGUCCUGGUCUCCAGCUGCCCCUCAGCCUGUGCUGGGCCAGGGGUGGAUUUGAGGUGGAUGCUCAGAUCCGUGGCAGGAGUUUUGGGGCGCCAGGGGGGCUCCCCGUGCUCAGGGGACCAGAUCCUCGCUGUGACCCCCUCCCCAUCUUUCGGGAUCCCCUGCUUUAGGGAUCCCACUGAAGGGAUUUCCUGCGCUGCUUGAAUUCCCAUGGGAAAUCCCGGUGUUUAGGUGACACCCAAACCCCGUAUUUUGUUAUUUUGUAUCUCGUUUUUUCCCCGUAAAUUAAGAUCAAAUCUC
Molecule: messenger RNA, 1216 nt
Organism: Oenanthe melanoleuca
Lineage: Eukaryota; Metazoa; Chordata; Aves; Passeriformes; Muscicapidae
Gene: DGUOK
Product: deoxyguanosine kinase
Exons: 6
Coding region: 21-893 (290 amino acids)
Biological process (GO): nucleobase-containing compound metabolic process
Cellular component (GO): cytoplasm; mitochondrion
Molecular function (GO): deoxyguanosine kinase activity; ATP binding
Source: RefSeq, a predicted model, not a curated record